Messenger RNA from Metopolophium dirhodum (rose-grain aphid), 3092 nucleotides. RefSeq lists its product as uncharacterized. Gene Ontology annotation, molecular function: protein binding. The record is from RefSeq and is a predicted model, not a curated record. The coding region runs from base 1068 to 2867 and encodes 599 amino acids. The transcript is spliced from 10 exons. NCBI's taxonomy places the organism in Eukaryota, Metazoa, Arthropoda, Insecta, Hemiptera, Aphididae.
GCUUUAGUGUGUGUGGUGCGCGCGUGUGUGUUUAACGUUGGUGCCGUUGCCGCCGUCUCCGUCGCUCGUUUAUAUAAAUAGAGGCGUCCCGACGUCCGUCGUCGUCGUCGUCGUCGUCGUCGCCGAUCGCCGAUCGCUUGCUGCUGCUUGGCUAUCUGGCGCGCGCGAACGUCUUCCGUAACGCACGGCGGCGGCCCGGUCGUUUUAUUAUUAACGCGCGGCGUUCGACUCGCGUAUAAUACUCUAUCCGCGUUACCGUCGCGUCGGCAUCACAACAAUAUAUAUUAUAAUAAUAUACAGACGCGUAACGCGUCGUUACCCGUACGUGAUUAUAAUAUUUUAGUACAUAAAGAAUAAUAAUAAUAAUAUACCUACGUAGUCUCGCGCGCCGCCGCACUACGACUGCGGUACAUACGAAUAAUACCGUUACAGACGUCGUCACGCCGAUAACGUUCGCCGGGGACUUACGCCGACCGGUGCAAUUGCAGUGUAUCAUCGUUCGCGCUUUCCCGUCAACGCACCCGACCCGUCGCGUACCCACUCGCCACCCACGCGGCGCCUGUAAACACGCGCGUUGUCCGACGUUCCCGAGCCGCGAUAGUGGUCCGUCGCCGGCCGACGGUGGUGUACGAUACAUCGCGUUAUUGGUGCGUGUUGGAGUACCGCCGGCCACGAUCUCGAGUCCACGCGGCCGCAUCACGCCACUGCGGUAGUUUUCGACGAGGAAUAUUACUCCAAGCGUUGCCGUCGAGGCGGAAUACUUCAAGCAUACUGCGGGUGGUGAUCGGAACACGCAGCGAUCUCGCGUCGUCGUCGUAACGAUAUAUGGAGACGGGUCGACGUCACGCGACGACCGUGCGCCGAGACGGUGAUGGUGACGGUGCAGUGAUCGCAACCACCACGACCACCACCAACACCAUCACCACGUCGGCGGCGGCGACUGCACGGUGCAGCUGGUGACGGCGACGACGACGACGACUGCUGUAAAGGUUCGUCCGGUGCAGUCUCGCGCGGCGGUCAUAAAGGCGUUAAAUGUCAUCGGUUCCGGCGGAGCGGGUUUCGGAAUUAUGUUGCCGCUGGUGGUCGUCGUGGGACAACGUAGUAGUGGUCCGGCGCUGUGUAUUGCGGUGUUAUUAAUAAUUUCAAAAAAAGUAUUUGGAUUAGAUUCGGAUCCAAUCGAUGGUAAUGUUUCAUUAACAACUACUAUUAAUUAUGAUAUACCGGUUCAAGACAUGGCGUCCGAAACUUUGAUGGGUAGUUCACCGUGUCAACAGUUUGAAAUAGAUUUCGAGUUCUACUCUCCGGGUUAUCCUCAACCUUAUCCCAAUAAUACAGAAUGUAUCAGAUUGAUAGAAGCUGGCCCUGGAGAGAUUAUUGAACUAGACUUUAGGGACUCGUUUACCAUUGAACCAAGUAUUGGGUGUAAACACGACCACCUGGAAAUUCGAGAUGGCCCGUACGGAUAUUCAGUUCCAGCGUAUUACUACUGCGGAAAUCAGUUCCCGCCGAAAAUAAUUUCGUCGGGCAAAUACUUAUGGUUGAGAUUUCGGUCGGACGAAAAUAUUGAAUAUGAAGGAUUUCACGCCGUUUACAAAUUCAUUAAGAAACCCCCACCAGACAUAGAGAAAUCGGAGCUUCCGCCGUGUCGUAAAUUUGUGGACGGUUCACAGGGGUACAUAAAUAGUACGGAGGUUGACGAUUUAAAGAAUAAAACCCUCAUGAACCAAGUGCCUUUGGACUGCAUGUGGAUAAUACAAGUAAAACCGGGCUGGAAGAUUCAGCUUAACUUCAAAGAAUUUACUUUAGAAAAACCCAACGAUUGCGGAUUGAACGUGGUGGAGAUUUUCUCAAACCGCACAGACAUGGCUUCGCGGCUCAAGGUGUUUUGUGGAUCGAUAGCCGAAAUGGUUCAAUCGCAGGGCAACACGUUGCACGUGCGAUUCUUGGCAGAGGGGAAGGGAGUGAAAUCGAAGUUCUCGGCACUUUACACUGCGUACCGUACCAAGACUAAAGACGAAGCGUGCGGUAAUGAUCAGUACGAUUGCGAAGACUUGACGUGUAUUGCGUCCGAAUUACGUUGCAAUCAAGUGGAGAAUUGUCGUUUUCGAUGGGACGAAGACGGGUGCCCGGAAGAAGACAACAGAUUGAUGCAACUGUUUUCGAGUUUUGAUAUAAUAGUGAUUUUGGUAGUGUUUUUUUUAAUUCUAUGCGGCAUGUGUUCAGCAUUCAUUACCAAUAUUGUCCGAAAACUUGUGCACGAUCACCGAAUUAUAAAAGAACAUAUGCGCCAUUCAAGAGAAGAUCAUUUAGAUCAAAUUGGAAGAAUAAAUGUAACAGACGAACAAUCACUUGAAGAUUCUGGCCCACAAGGACAUGACUAUCCACAAAGUGACAACAGUAGUCAAACCACUAACCUAAUCCAGAGCAAACAUACUAAUAACAUAUCUAGUUCUGAUUGUUAUGUUCCAUCGGGUGACCUUAUUCCAGUGUUAAUGAAGCAUGACCCUCCUCGCCUUUAUCCUUCUGUUGAAGACGAAGAAGGUGAUGGAUUGAUGAGUUCCUAUCCAAUAACGGCUGAAACCAAAGAUAUUGAGUGUCAAACUAGAGAGAGCCUUUUUGACACUUCCGUUGUACCAAAAACUGCUGGCCACUAUAGAGUAAGACCGUCAGAAUCACCUUUCAGACAACCAUUAGGAUUUUCUACUUUUGGAUAUCGAAAAGAUUCAGAUAGUUCCGCUGAUGCAAAGCCAUCAAAAUUUAGGGCUGAGGCCGUUAUUGAAAUGGAUAAGUUUUCAUCUGAACUAAGUCAAAGGCCUUACAGUAUUGAAUCAACUAAAUCAGCUCCAGACGUCAUAGUUAUGCACUGACUAAUAUACAAUUGUAUACAAUAUUACUAUUAUUUUAGUUAAUUAAAGUAAGCUUGUUGUUAAGAAAAGCCAAAAAUUAAACAAAAUGCUCAAAUAAUGAAUUGGACUAAAAUAAAAUUAAUUAAUAGUCGUGGGAGAUAAUGUACAUUAUAUCUGAGUACAAUUGAUAUUUUCAAUAAAUUAAAAAUAAAUAUUUUUAAAAAUUGUUCUGAGAUUUAACAAUUA